Messenger RNA from Hemicordylus capensis (graceful crag lizard), 11431 nucleotides. RefSeq names its product methyl-CpG binding protein 2 (gene MECP2). NCBI's taxonomy places the organism in Eukaryota, Metazoa, Chordata, Lepidosauria, Squamata, Cordylidae. Gene Ontology annotation, cellular component: heterochromatin; nucleus. The transcript has 3 exons. Gene Ontology annotation, biological process: negative regulation of transcription by RNA polymerase II. The coding region runs from base 157 to 1653 and encodes 498 amino acids. Gene Ontology annotation, molecular function: methyl-CpG binding; chromatin binding; double-stranded methylated DNA binding. The record is from RefSeq and is a predicted model, not a curated record.
CCUUCGCAUAGGGGUUCUGGACGGGACCAUCUCCAGCGACGGGGAGGGUGGCGGGGCUGCGGCCGUCAGUUCCUUCCCGCUCUCGGGCUCUCCUCCCCUUUUCCCCUGCGCGCCCAGGGCCCCUGAGUGCGUCACAGCGAUCCCCUCUGCCCAGCAAUGGGAGGGGCCGACCCUCAUCCUGAAGGGGAGAGGAGGAGGCGGCGGCGGCGGUGGUGUGGGGAAGGAAAAUCUGAGGACCAAGAUGUGCAGGGUCUGAAGGACAAGUCCCCCAAAUCCAAAAAAAAGAAGGACCGGAAGGAGGAAAAGCAACAUGAUCCGGCACAGCCAUCUGCAGAACCAGCUGAAGCAGGCAAGGCAGAGAUGUCAGAAGGAGCUGGGUCUGCUCCAGCUGCCCCUGAAGCCUCUGAAUCUCCCAAGCAGCGCCGUUCUGUCAUCCGGGAUCGUGGGCCGAUGUAUGAUGACCCUACUUUGCCUGAAGGCUGGACCCGCAAGCUUAAGCAGAGGAAGUCUGGCCGCUCAGCAGGGAAGUUCGACGUCUACCUUAUCAACCCCCAGGGGAAGGCCUUCCGCUCCAAAGUUGAGCUCAUCGCCUACUUUGAAAAGGUGGGGGACACCUCGUUGAAUCCCAAUGAUUUUGAUUUCACAGUGACUGGACGUGGAAGUCCUUCACGGCGAGAACCGAAGCCUCCCAAGAAACCCCCAAUCCCUAAGAGUCCUGGCACAGGUCGGGGCCGGGGCCGAGGCCGCGGCCGGGGCUGGGGCCGGGGCCGGUCUAAAGGAAGUGAUUCUACAAGGCCCAGAGGAGCUGCCUCAGAAGGUGUGCAAGUGAAGCGAGUGAUUGAGAAGAGUUCGGGAAAGCUGCUGGUCAAGAUGCCUUUGCCGUCCUCUGCGCCAGGAGCAAAGGCAGAAGGCACAGGUGGGGCCACAACCUCGGCACAGGUCAUGGUCAUCAAGCGUCCUGGGCGCAAGCGGAAAUCAGAAUCAGACCCUCAGGCUGUGCCCAAGAAACGGGGGCGGAAGCCUGGCAGUGGAGCAGCAGCCGCCAUUGCUGAAGCCAAAAAGAAAGUAGUCAAAGAGCCCGUUGUCCCGGCUGUCCGGGAGACGGUACUGCCCAUCAAGAAGCGCAAGACCCGCGAGGCAGUCAGCAUAGAGGUGACCAAGCCAACCCCUCCUCUCCCUCUUCCCCCUCCUCCAAGCAACACAGGGGAGCGGAGCCCCAAGGGACAGCGAAUGGCUGCCAAGAGCCCAGGACGGCGCAGCAAGGAGAGCAGCCCCAAGGGGCGGGGCGGCAACACAGCGCCAACCUCUACCCCGUCCUCCUCCCCCAGCAAGAAAGAGCAGCACCAUCCUCCCCAUCAGCCACCUCCAGAGCCGCUGAGCAGCCCCCCGGCCCCAUCUCCAGAAAGCCCCAAGGACAGCAAGAGCUUUCCAGCCGAACCCCAGGACUUGAGCAGCAAGAGCUGUAAAGAGGAGAAAGCUCCUGAAAGUGACGGCUGCCCCAAGGAGCCACCUAAGACUCAGCCUGGUGGCACGGCAGUGCCCUACAAACAUGAGCGUAAAGACACUGUGUCGUCCUCCGCGGCCAUGCCCCGGCCCACAAACAGGGACGAGGCCGUGGAUACCAGGACGCCUGUGUCAGAACGGGUCAGCUGACUUUGAGGGGGUGAGUGAGCAAGUGAGCGCCCGAGGAAACCAAGAGAGGGACAGGCACUCCCAGCCCCACACACCCAGAUGAGACUCCAGGCAGCUGCCGGGUAGGACUCCCCUUUCCCCACAGUGCCCCAGCUUUCAACCAAUCAACUUCCCCCAAACGAUUCUUCCUUUUGUUCUCCUCCUCCUCCCCCUAUUUUUAAUACAGACAAGCACAGUGUGGGGUGCAGAGAUGUGCCUCCCAGGGCUGGAAGCCACUUUGCACUUUUUCUACAGAAUGGGGACACCCUCAUCCCCUCUGCACCCCCAGCCCCUUCUGCCAGGCUUUGCUGCAUAUACUACUGACAAGGCGAGCUGUUUGGCAGGGGAGGGGCAGCUCCAAACUCUGACCUGCUGCCUGAUCCUGCUUGCCCUCCAUAUUACAGAGGCCCCAUGGACAGAUUGGGGGAUGGGGUGGGGGCAGUGUGUGUAUUCCACUCCACUUCCCUAGUGCCAUGUAAUGUAGUUGUCCAGUCUUAAUUGGAGUUCUGUAGUUUUCAGUAGGGUGUAUGUGUGUGAGAGAAAGAGAGAGGUGGAUGGGGCAUUGGUACACUGAAGAACCAAUAUCCCCCAGUCAGGCCAGCAAUUAGGAAGGAUCUCCUCUCCCCCAAGGACAGUUCUGCUGCUAAUAGAGCAUGGGGGAAAUGGGGGCAGCUUUGGAAGAAUGGCCUCCCUCUCUGUGUCUGUACUGAAAGGAGGGGCCUUUGAUUUCGUUAAAGUAAUCGAAAUGUGCUGAAGUGUGUGUCUGUGUGUGUGUGUGUGUGUGUGUGAGUGAGAGAGAGAGAGAGAGAGAGAGAUGAAGAGUUAAAAUGAGAAGUUCUUCCAGUUCUUGUCAAUGAUGUUAGCUUAGGGACCUGUUUGCACUAAUGGAAGCCUUUGCCCACUUACUGUGAGGCGAUGGCAUGAGAGAUGUACGGAGUGUGCCUGUGUGUUCUGGGGGGAUGAGGCACUUUCAGCCGGAUACUAGCUUCCCUCCCCACUUUACUUCUGGGGCAGGAAGGUAGCUGAAUGUGUGUAAAAACUACCUGUGAUUUUGUGCUGGGAUUGGUAUGUAGUGAUGACUGAACUGAGAUGCUUCGUAUUCAUCACUUCUAAGAACUUCCUUACAGUUGGCAACCAAGCUCUUCCACGACAGUUGAGCACACCUCCCCCCCCCCCCCGCUCCCCAGGAAAGCAGGGCUCAGCAGAAGUGUAGCAUUUAUUGGGGACGGAACUUGGGGUCUCAAACUGAAGUCUCUUCCCCCCCUCCCCCCAUCUACAGAAAACUGCAGAAUCCCAUGGGUGGGGGAGUGCUAGCCUCCCCAGUCUGUGUGUAUGUGUGUGUUUAACAGCAUAUGUAGCACAGAUAGGGUCUUAAGGUAGCAAAAUACCCCAAGAACAAGAUUAGGAGCAUGGCUGUAGUCUGGGCAGGGAGUAGAGGGUGUUGUCAUAAGAGAAGAAAACAAACGCAAACUUCCACACCUUGAGAUAUGGUGUGCAAGGAUGAAAACAAGCCCAGUCUUGUUCUGUAAGUCUUUGAGGGCCAAAACAGAUGCAACUCCAUGAUCAGAUCUCCUGAUCUAUUUAUUUUUUAGUAACUUUAAAAGAGCCACAAGAGGCUUUGAGGGGUGGGGUAUUAAACCUUUCUCCCCUGCAUUGUUUCCCCAGUUUAACACCCACCCACCCCUCACCAGCUAUACUACCCAAAGCUGCCAUUAGCCCUGCUGGGGAAAGAAGGCAGGUACUUGUAUAUAUUCUUUUCCUCAGUGGGGUUAAUAGAUGCUUACCAGGGAUGGGGUGGUGGCGGUGGUGGGAUCUAGAUCAAGAAAGCAGUAUGGGGGAGAAGAGGGUUAAACAUCCUGUCCCUCAGCACUGCCAUUCUGAUUAAAGUUGGAGUCCCCUACAGCUGCUUUAAAGUUUAAAGAGGAGAAAAUGUGAAGUGAUCUCAACUGUUGGUGUUGAUUCUAAACAAACCAACCCACCCACCCUUUUUGGUAUAGAUGUAGCCUCUACUAUUAUUCCGCCCCCCUUCCUGUUCACUAAACAUUGAAGUCAAAUUCCUUCUGUGUGUAUUAACAGCCAAAGAACAAAUUCUUUAUUUCUUUUAUUAAGUGUAGAUAUGGGUUAAUAACACUGAUCAUAAGAGAGACUCCAUUGUUACUGUGGGAGGAUUGAUGAAGACCAGGUCUGCUUUCGCUGGGGCAACCAACAGGACUCUGUAUUUUCCCUGGGCUUCCUGUGUUGCAGCCAAGGCCAAGUGUUGAUUUCUGUUCACCUGGGUAUCGAAGUCACUCAGUUAUUUACAGUCAGGUUUUGGGCUGGCUUCCCGUUUUAUGUUUACCUGGAAUAACACUCAUGUCUCCUGUUGGACUGCCCUAGAGUUUGGGCUGGAGUUGCGGCUAAUGCUGGACUCUAGGAUAUUCCCCCACUUAAAAUCUUUCAUUUGAUGUAGGUGGCUGUCCUGAGGUGUGUGCUGUGGGAACUUGGCAUAAAAUGUAAAGGAGCAUGCUCUCCCUACCCUGUCUCCCCUCCUGCCAAAGGAUGGGGGUAGAAAUUAAACAAUGUGUAACUUUAAAAAAAGGAAAAAAAUCUUAAAAGGGCUUUCCCCUGAUGUUUAAAAAGGCACAACUAUCUUGGGGAGAGCAGGGUUUCACAAGUAUUCAUCAGACUAUGGGAAACCCAAAAUGGGGGGGAAGGCCAUUUCUUUUGGUUUCAAGUUGCAUUUGGAAAUCCUUUAAUCUGAGACACUAGACCUGCCUCUGACAAAUCAAGGAUAACUUGCUGUCCUCCUUCCUUUUCAAGAUCUGAAAUUUGAGUUUGCAUGCACGGCUCUUCUCACAUCCAUUAAUUAAUUAUGAUGGGGAUUAGGUAAACUGGGAGCAGAAGUUUGCACUUCAGUAUUCCACUCCCAGGCCACUUCCUUUGUGGCUUCUGUUCUGUGCUACACAUGUAUGCAGUCGUGUGUGUGUGUGUGUGUGUGUGUGUGUGUGUGUGUGUGUGUGUGUGUCUGUCUCUCCCCCACCCCCUUGCGAUUAAAAGGUGUUUGGAAUCUGCAGUGCACUGCCAUUCAAAGCGUGUAAUUGCAACAAAAUAAACAUUUGUACACUUUGCACAUUGUGAGGGUUUCCACGGAAAAGUGUCCUGGGUGAAGUGGCCUCUAGUACUGCUGUCCUGAAAGAGGACUUAAGAUCUAGUGAUCACAUCAAAACUAAAAAAAAAAAAGGCCAAAAAAGGGUCAGACAUAUUUAUGUGGAGCAUGUAGUUAAUGCUCAUGUGCUUGUUUUUCCUUAACUAAACAGCAGCUGGAUUGUGGCUCAGGAUCAUGGCAUGGCAAGAGAGAAGCUUUAAGCCUUUGUCCCUGCUGUGGUCCUGAUAUGGACGGCCCCAUCCCAUUAUGGUGCCAAUGGGAGCUUCCCUUCUGAGGUAAAGAGCAGCUGCAGGGGGGCCUGAUCAGGGCCAUGGCCAAGAGUUACAGCCCCCUCCGAGUGGUGAUCCUGAUCUGCAAGGACUCCUGGUCUGGCUGCUGUUAAGGAAAACGAAGCACAUCCGCUCUCAGUAGGUUCUUAAAGUAUGACAUAGUUUAGCCCUAAAAAUGGCGGCGGUGGCAGCAGCAGUCCUUCCUGUGUCAGACUUGGCUGCCUUCUCUGAAAUUCCAGUCGGUCUCUCUGCUGACUGGAUGCAAUGACAGCAAAUGCAUUUGUGUUGAACACGGGUCUGCCUCAAUUAUGUCAAAGCAAGGGUGAGGCAAAAAGGAACGUACGUGAUGGCAGUGGAGAAGCUCAACCCUCCCUGUCGUCUGCCUCACCACCACCAGACACUUUUCUUCUUGGCUGAGCUCGGGUCCUAGGGGGUGGCUUCGCACAUCACUUGAAAUGUCAGCUUCACCUCCAGAGCCCCGAGAAUGUGUGCGAGCCCAACUUCCGGUUGCUCAAGGGCGAAGCUGACAUUGUUCAUGUUGGGCGAACCUGACAGUGUUGGCGUGCUCCGCCCGGCUCGGUUCCGGAUCUCACAUCUGUAACCAAGAGUUGAAGUUGUCAUUGCCCUCGUGUGCUUCCGGAGCGCCGGCAGCAAACCUGACAUUUCAAGUGAGGUGUGACGCCACCCUAUAAAUCAGAUUUGCUGGAAGAAAUGUGCUGGAGGCUUCAGUCCUUUCCACCUGUGCACUCCUUUGGCUCUAAAAAUUAAACCAACACUCACUCUGUUCAUACAUAGGUCUGCCACCAUUACAUCUAGUUUAGCCCCUGGCAUGCCCUUAUUGCACACUUCCUUCCAAUGCAAGGCGCUGUGGCAUUCCAGACUCUUUCUAGGAUUCAUAACAAUCUGUCUUUAUGCUGCAAAAUGGGUACCUAACUUGGCCGGAAGCACGCAUGUCAUUCUGAUCUUCCAGGCAGUGUAUUGGGCCCUCAUAGCCUUGAGCAGAGCCAGCCUUCUGUAGACUGCCGCAGGGAGCCAGUGUUGGCCAUGUCUGGCCUAGGAGAGGGUUCUUCAGGCUUUCCUAGCUAGAAAAUGCAGCUUUUUGCUGUUGGGGCAGAUGUGGCUUCACCUCUUGCGGUACUCCAAAUUUCUCUCCGUCACAAAGCACAGGGGCAUCCUUUAUGCCAGAAGUGGGCAAGCCUUUGGCCCUGCUCCCUCUUCACAACAGAGCUGCUCCUUCAUGCCCUCAAAGCAAGGCGAUUAGUUUAGGCAGCCAAUGGGGCUUCCAAUCCUGACUGAAAGUCCACCUUUUCCUCUGUCCUGCCCUUUCCUUGCUUGUGAGUAGGAUGAUGCACUUUAAAGCCAGCUGGGAAAGAAUGUUUUUUCUUCUUUCUUGGUGUUCCACAUACUUGCAAAACAGAGCCCCAACCCCAUUGCAGACCAUACGGUUCAGACAGAGCUUCUCAGGCAGCCUUAGGGGAGGGAUUAACUCCAUAGGUAAGCAGCUAGGGAGUCUAAAUAAAAACUACAAAACAAUGGCCCAAAUUGGGUUGAGUGUGUCUAGAUCCAAAAUGUACCUAGGAACGACUUUGGAGUCUGGAAUGUGCUGGAGAAAUCCAGACAGGAGCAGCAAUGCCCAGUUCCAUGCUGGAACCUUUCCAAGUCCAGCAGCUUCUUCUGAACUACUGCUGUUGCCUAGGCUUGAAGAGCUUGCAGAACAAGGGAAAGGAGGGUACCUUCAUGCCAUCCCCCCACUCCUCGGUCCAAAGUGAGGCUGGAAAUUGAAGAGCAGUUGACCUUUGGCAGUAAUAUAGGACCAAACUAGAUGUGUGGCAGACCCAGGUUGCUGCCAAACAGCUCCAAAGUGGCCAAAGGUGGACACUGUUUUCAGCAGAGAAGUGACAGGCAGGCACUCUUAACUCUUCCUGUCUGUCUCUUCCCCAUCUCUCCCCCUACCGCCCCAGUAACCUCUUUCUUUCAGCCUUCGCUCCCAGACUUCUCAGCUGCAAAUGGCGCCUUCCCCACUCUAUUUCACAACUGUUCCUGGAUCUGGGUCUUCCACCAAAUGUCUAGUUCAGCCCAAAGGAAAGGAAUUGAGAAGUGCAAUGGACGGACUGAUAGCUCUGUGUGUGUGUGUGUGUGUGUGUGUGUGUGUGUGUGUGUGUGUGUGUGUGUGUGUGUGGUAAGUCCAGGCCUCUCCCCAUCACCCUGACUGAAUGAUGCUGUUGGAGCGAGCUGCUUUUUCAGGGUGGGUUCCCACCUGUUGGCGUUUGGCCACCUCAGUACACUUUUUCACAGUUGUUUCAAAAGUGAAUUCUGUGUGCCCAGCUCUGCCCACUUCCACCCAGCUCCACCUCAAAAGACAAAUGCGGAUAGUGCCUGGUGUUUGAGAGACUGUGCAAGAGGUUUCUACCUUGUUAGCAUUGUGAACCACCCGAUGUUUCUGUGUCAAGUGAAAAUAAACUUCUCGUCAGUUUCAAUUAUUAUCCAAUAAUGUGUAGAGUUUAACGUUAGGCCUAACUCUUAUUUUGUUUGGGGAAUUAAUUUCUGUUUUGUGUGCGUGUGUGUGUGUGGUUGUUUUUUUUUUUUAAGCAUCAAGUAGACACAGAAAGAUGGUCUAAUUUUAUAUAUCUGUAUAUUGCAUUAUAAAUGAGGGGUUGCUUUUUUUUUUUUUUAAUCUGCUUGUUGCACCACUACCAAACAAAGGACAACAGACUGACAAGCAAGGAAAGAGAUGAAAAACUGUUAUGUUGCUUCUUGACCAUUAUUCCUGGUCUUUGGUAUCAUAGGACAAGGGGAAAUAAAACCAACCCAUGAAACCUGCCUGCCAGUAACUUUUUUCCAUAAUAGAGCUGAACUGUCUUUUAGCUCUGGCUUCUUUUCUAUAUUUUUAGAAGGGGGUUUCUUCUUUGUCUUGAUUAGGGCAAAACCAAUGAGGUGGUUGAGUAUAGCCAAUGUUUUGAGUUUGGUGUUGUUUUUUUUGCACUCAGUCAAUUUUAGAGGUGGAGCUGAGGGCAGGGCACUCAUUUGUUUUGGGGAUGAUGAAGAGAAGGUGGGAUAGUGGGAAGGAGGGACAUGGAGGGCUUGUGUUGUCUGGUCUCCAUAAAAACUGAACUUGUCUAACCAGUGGCAUUAGCAAUGCCAUUUAUGCCCGCUUCAGUAGUAGAACCACUUAGCCUGGUAGUGUUGCUUUUUUGGUUCUCAGUUUGGCUGCCUAAUGCUCUUCUUCUAGAGCAGGGUUUUUCUUCUUUAUAUCAAGCAAAAUUCUUUUCACCCACAUAGCUGUCUUUUCUGACUCUCCCCCCCCCCCGCCCCACCACCACUUCAAUCCACCUCCCUAACAUUCAGAUCUAGUCUGUGUUCUGCAGCUCCUUUUAAUCAUGUGCCUUGUAUUCCCAGCCGGCAUAAAUUGGCAACACUCCACAACAUGCAGUCUCCUCCUACCUGCUGAAAUCACGUUCAUUCCUCCUGUUCCCCCCCAGUUUAGCACAAGCUCAGAUCAAAUUUCUAGAGACCUCACACCUUUUGUCUUUGAUGUUGCACUUUUACAGGUCAUUCUCAUCUUGUAGGCUGAGGCAGCUUCAGAAAAACAGGGUGGGCAGAGAAUAAGGUACAUCUGUAGGGGGUGGUGGUGAUGUUAGUUGAGCUUUGUCUCUCUUAUUGAAAUCUUCCCAAACAGACAUAAUUCUGUGUGUUUUAAAACUGACUAUUAAUUCAGAAUGGGUGGGCAGGCAGUUCUUCAGCUGGGCGUUUGCCCUUCCUCUCCUACCUGCCUAUGCUUGCAUGUGUGUUUAUCUGGGGUGUUAGACUUGCAUUGUAUUAGACUUUAUGUACAAUUUCCAACUGGUGGUUGCAGCUAUUUACAUCAGGGCCCGGCUAACGUUCAUCAGGUCAAAGGCUGAUUGAUGCAUUUAAUAGGGGGAGUAGAUGAUCUUCAGGGGUCAGCUUGCCAACACUUCACUAGCCACUCGUUGCUACAUCCCAUGAGGGACCAUUAGGGAGAGGGCUGCGUGUGACAGUUGCUCUCCACUGGCUUCCACCUGCAAGUCGCCAAAAUCAGCAAUAUCCGCUCGGAAGGUAGCAGCUUAAAUUUGCCGUUCUUCCAAAAGCAGAGAGAGAACUAGGCCGAGCGCAAAUUACACUUCUACAAGGGUGGAAGUGUGACUGUAUUCUUCCUGUCUGAGAUGGGGAGAGAGGAUUUCCCAGUCUGUAGACCAACUUGCACCGGGUUCUCUUCCAGUCGCCCGCCUGGCAAUUUUCUUCUGAGCUGUGCUGGUGGGCAGCACUUGUUGCAUAUACCUGUCUCUGCAUUGAGGGGUGGGUGGGCGAGUUCGAAAUCUUAUCUUGGUUUUUCUUCAUGAGUGCAAAAAAAAGAACAAAAACCUUGGCAAACUCCUUCCUCCCUCUCUUGUACCGGGGGAGGGGGCACUCUCUCCCUGCUUCCACCUGACAACACGCGGCUAACAACAAACCAACUUCCUUCUGCUUCACAACUCAGUAGUGAUCACCGUAUGACCAAAUAUUACAAGGACUGUUAUUAAAUGUAUGCUGAGUGCUUGCUACCCUGUACAGCUCUUUGUCCUCACGUAGCCCACUCUUUCUCUCGCGCCAGUAACGUUUCUUCCUUUUUCUUUCUGACGCUUCAAUUUUUCUUUUCUUUUUUAAAUUCCAGAGACACAGAUUUGUGGGCGGGGUGGGGUAGGGGUGGGGGGUGUUUGUUUUUUCCUUUCUGCUAGUCUUUUUCUGAAAAGCUGUGGUGUUUUGAGAUUCUCAUUGUGCGUAGGGUUUUAUCUCCCCACUCCCCUGAAAAAAAGGAAUGUCGGUGAAAACCUUCUGUGUGUGUUUUUUGAUGGUCCACGAGUACGUAUCGUGAACAUUUCUGUAAAGUAAUUGUUCCAGGCACAAACGCUUCAGAUUUUUGAGUGUGUUUCAAAUAUAUUGUGUAUAUUUUUUAAAGGGAGGUAAAAUAUAUAUUUUUAUUUUUGUCUUGUCUAUUGGCAGUAAAGAGAAAAGGGAGGCUAACUGGGGAUGUGAUAGGUGGAGCAUUUUAACAGGCAUUUCCAGGGUAUUUUGUACAGCUUCUGUUUCUAAAAGUCCACCACCAGUAGGCAUUGUAGCAGGCAAGUGAGGUGGCUGAAUUCCUUCACAUAAAUACUCAUUUGGCUGUGGAAAUUCAACCAGACGGACCUAGCACCAUAAGGGCAAUAAAGAGGAAUGCUAUGAAAUGUUACACUAGAUUCAGAGUUGAAUUAACAUCCCAUCAGAGGGGGCUGUUUGCAUUUCUUUUUUUAAAAAACAUUAAUUUGUUUUUGAAUGCCAAGAGUUGCUACAAAUGCAUAUUGAUGGGAGCUUCUGAUCCAGCCUCAGAAGUCUCUUGUUCUACGGCAGGGUUGUACAGCUUUGGCCCUCCAGUUGUUGGAUUACAGCUUCCAUCAUCUCCAGCCAUAAUUGCCAGUUGUUGGGGAUUAUGGGAUUUGUAGUCCAACCUCUGUAGGAGGGCUGAAGCUGUGCAGCCCUGUUGCAGGGGAAUAAAAGUGUGCUGAGCAUUCUUCAAAUUUCAUACUAGGACUAGAUAUAGGCAGGGAUUGUAGCAAAUUCUUGACUCUUUCUGAAAGCAAUCUUAAAAGGUUUGUUUCAUUGUUCAUCCCCUCCCCAUUCUUCCUGAUUGCACCUUGCAUUUGGUUGAUGCGUUUUUGGGACAAUUACUUUUAAGAACUCUGAGUAGAUUGUUUAAUAAAACUUUAAAAUGGAUUGCUCUUUUUGUAGGUUUUGUGUACAGCCAAAAAAAAAAAAGACAAAGCACUGACUAUAUUUAAAAAAUAUUAAAAAAAAGAAAUUUAUUAAAGGAAAAUUUGUAUAAUUUCAGUAAGAAAAUAACAAAAUCCGUCUGAAUGUACAUGUAUAUGUUUAAAAAAAAUAUCCACCAACCCUCCUUCCUACCCUUGUAUCCUAUUUAUUAUAUAAAACGUUUGCCUUAUAAAUUUACAAGAAAACAGUCCUUUCUUUAUGGGUGUCUCUAUCUUUUUUUCUUUUUGGUUUUUAAAAAGUCAACUUUGUUUUUUAUCCUUUGGCAACAAGGAUGGACAGUGGCAACUGCAAUUUUAUAUAUGUAAGGUCACUUAAAAGAAGCAAAUUUAUAUUUUUAUGUUAAAACAAAUAGGUUCACUCCCAAGCUUAGCACUCAGCAUGCAUUCUACACAGUAAUCUAGUUGCAUCUCAUGUUGGUAAGUACUGUAUUCUGUGCUAGAAUUGAAUUAUAAAACUAUGUAAAUGUUACAGAUUUGUUUGAGCCUUUCGUUACCAAGGUAGAAAUGUUCUGCCCUGCCAUUAAAAUAUAAUAUUUUUUUUC